AUGGAAAACGAAGUAAAGAAUGACAAUACACAACAAAAUGAUACGAGCUUGCUUGUACUUAAGUCACCAUCAUCACCGAUCAUGAUGGGAAAUUGUAACAACAAACAGAGAAGAUCAAGGACAAACUUCACGUUGGAACAAUUGAAUGAAUUGGAAAGACUUUUCGAAGAAACUCACUACCCUGAUGCAUUCAUGAGAGAAGAACUCAGUCAACGUCUUGGAUUGUCCGAAGCACGAGUUCAAAAUAGACGAGCAAAGUGUAGAAAGCACGAGAAUCAACUUCACAAAGGAAUUUUGAUAACGAGUCAUAACAGCCCGCCAAUCACGACACCUUUGGAACCUUGUCGCGUUGCACCCUAUGUUAAUGUACCAGCGAAUAUCAGAGCAACCACAUCUGUGACAUCAACUACAGUUACGCCUAACUAUCCAACUUCAGCGAAUUUUUCUGCUUUUGAUCCCGCUCUGCUUUCUGCUGCACAUCAAUAUGCUGCAGCCGCUAUCAGCAGUGGCACCUUGGAUCGAAGUCUUUUUUCUUUACCUCAGUACCCGCUUAAUCUUGCAACAGCUCUUGCAACGGCACACAAUAAGAAUUCAAGCAUUGCUGAUCUAAGAAUGAAAGCGAAGAAUUAUGUUGAGGCUCUUGGACUUGAAAAUCCCGUGUAAUAAAUGUAAAGCAUUUAAUAAUGUUUUCAAAGCACAUCAAAAGUUACAUGUAGUAUUGAUGAGUUUAUUAAAAGUUUAUGUAUUAUGCUUUCAAAUUGAACUUUUUCAUUAUUAAUUAAAAUGAAAGCACUUUCAUGAUAGUUUAAAAUAGAUCAAGAACAUUUUUUCAGUUCAGCAAAAGCAACAAAUAAAGUCAUCGAUAUGAUGUGUU
Clunio marinus is the source of this 874-nucleotide messenger RNA. The record is from the annotation of a GenBank genome assembly. Lineage: Eukaryota; Metazoa; Arthropoda; Insecta; Diptera; Chironomidae.